This is a messenger RNA of Anisakis simplex (herring worm), 1302 nucleotides long. The record is from the annotation of a GenBank genome assembly. Lineage: Eukaryota; Metazoa; Nematoda; Chromadorea; Rhabditida; Anisakidae.
AUGCGCCACUUGGAUGGAUGUCAGCUGAGUGCUAUGCCACAACGAUGUAUUCGGCGAUUGUCAGUGAGUUUCGAGAGUGGUCGGACGUACGAAUGGAUCACGCCUUUUGUAUGUCUGUUUGCAUGUAUAUUGUACGUAUGUUUUUAUUAUUUAUAUUUGCUAAUAUAUGGGGAUUGGCCAGCGUUAAAACCUGAAGAAUGGAUAUCGAAAGAAGCUGGUGAAUUAAUCGUGGCAUUAUGGCUUCCAAUCCUCUUCAUUUUACUGCUCAUAUUUGUUCAUAUGAAAAAAUUCGAAACUUCACUGGACAUUACAUUACAUCCAUCGUCACCCAUCUCACAAACAGUUUUCGUACAUUACGAUACCAUUCUGUCGCUCUCUAUUUGUAUAUUUGCCGCAUGCAAUAUAUCUGUAAUCGGUCUUCUGCUUAUGUUGCUUUCGUUACUUAUUUUCAUCUCAAAACCAAAAAUAUGUAGAGUGGCCAGUUGUAUUGCGAGCAUCCUUCUGGCACUAAUAUGGCUGUUCUCAUUUCUGAGUUCGGCAAUGCAGUUACCCGUACUCGUGUUUCCGGAGAGUUGUCAGCAAGCUUUCGUUAUCGAUCGAAAUACCGCACAGUGGCUAGGAUUUUGGCCUGCACAGACAUGGCCAGUUAUAGUGUUGUUAUUCAUGAUUUCGAUGCGACCAGCAGUUGCAGUUGACAAAUCGCAAUGGCUGAGUGAGAUAAAGCGAGUUGAUGCCGAGAAGGAUAUCACUUCCCUGAUGAAAUAUUUAGCAAAAUAUUGGAUGCAUAAGUUUGGUGUUGAAGCGUCUUUGAUUUGUGGACUCAUAUUGGCGUGUAUUCAUAAGGAUAUCUUCGGUCUUUUCUUAUUAAUCUCAGUAUUGCUGUUGAGAAUAUUUGCAAGGCACAGACAAGCGUUACUCUGGGCUGCCUAUACACGUACCUUAUUAGCAGUUCUAAUUGUGGAAUACGUUUCAACUUUGGGCACUCCUCAUCAGUUCUCGAAAUGUUUUCUGCAAUUCUGGAGUGUUUGGCCAAAAUCGAUUAAACGCUACUUCCUCUUACCGUCCUCAGCAUCAUCGAAUCCAAUCAUUAUUUUUGAUUAUAUUCUUGUGCUGUUCCUCUUCGUUCAAAAAGAUGUGUUCGGCAGAGAUGAUGAUCAUCCGGGUGGUGACAACACACCGCUAUCGGAUCCGCAUCAGCCAAUUCCUCCGAUGUACAAAGAUUUCAUUUCAACUAAAGGGUAUCUAUCCUCCUAUUGUAUAAUCCUUGAAAUUUUGUCAAGUGUUCAAAUGGUUCCUACUUGA